AUGAAGGGAAUUCAAGUCAAGGAAUAUGUCCAGGGUCCUCAAGACCUCCAGGUCACUGACCUACCUGAUCCAUCUCCCAAACCGAAUCAAUACUUGAUUGCUGUCCAUGCUGCUGCCACGAACUUCUUCGACCUGCUUCAGAUUCGUGGAAAAUAUCAACAUCAACCACCCCUACCAUGGGUCUCUGGUGCCGAGUUCUCGGGCGUUAUCUUGAAGGCCCCCCAAUCAUUGCCAGGAGGAAAGAAGCCCACAUUCAAGGAAGGAGAUAAAGUGUUCGGUGCUUCCCAGGGUGCUUAUGCCACCAAAGUCUGUGCCACCGAAGAACAACUCCGACCUAUGCCGAAAGGAUGGAGCUACUUUGAGAGUGCUGGUUUGAUGGUGACUGCUCCGACCAGUUAUGCUGGUCUCGUAACGAGAGCUGGCAUCAAGAAGGAAUCUGUGCUGAUCAUCACAGGCGAUUGGGUAUUGGUUCAUGCCGCUGCUGGAGGUGUAGGUCUUGCCGCUGUCCAGAUCGCAAAAGCAUUCGGAGCUACCGUAGUCGCCACAGCAGGUACCCAACACAAGCUCGAUGUCGCAAAGUCGUUCGGCGCAGAUCACCUGGUCGACUACAGGCAAAAGGACUGGCCGGAUAUGGUUAAGAAGCUUACUCCAAAGGGUCGUGGUGUAGACAUUGUCUAUGAUCCUGUUGGAUUGAUCGCUCAAAGUAUGAAGUGCACAGCCUGGAAUGGCAGAUUGCUGGUCAUUGGCUUCGCAGCAGGCGAUAUCGAGAAGAUGGCCACCAACAGAAUUCUGCUGAAGAAUGUUUCAGUCAUGGGUCUGCAUUGGGGCGCUUAUGCUAUUAAUGAGCCGGACAUGAUCGAGGUUGUGUGGAAGGGCCUGUUCGAUCUUAUGGAAAGUGGCAAGUUCCGCGGAACUUGUUAUACAGACAAGGAGUUCGUCGGCCUCGAGACAAUUCCCGAGGCAUUGAAGGCUCUUGGAGCUCGCGACACUUGGGGUAAGGUGGUUGUCAAAGUGCCGCAAGAAGGACAGAGCAAGUUGUAA
Messenger RNA from Aureobasidium pullulans EXF-150, 1041 nucleotides. Its product is annotated as zinc-binding alcohol dehydrogenase-like protein. Gene Ontology annotation, cellular component: mitochondrion. Lineage: Eukaryota; Fungi; Ascomycota; Dothideomycetes; Dothideales; Saccotheciaceae. Bases 1 to 1041 code for a protein of 346 amino acids. The record is from RefSeq and is a predicted model, not a curated record. Gene Ontology annotation, molecular function: zinc ion binding; oxidoreductase activity. The transcript has 3 exons.